Molecule: messenger RNA, 2018 nt
Organism: Pieris rapae (cabbage white)
Lineage: Eukaryota; Metazoa; Arthropoda; Insecta; Lepidoptera; Pieridae
Product: sodium-independent sulfate anion transporter-like
Exons: 1
Coding region: 64-1833 (589 amino acids)
Biological process (GO): transmembrane transport
Cellular component (GO): membrane
Molecular function (GO): sulfate transmembrane transporter activity
Source: RefSeq, a predicted model, not a curated record
CUUUAAAUAUAAUCCUUGCAGUACCUAGUUCGCAGUAACGUUCCGUGAGUUUACUUGUAAAGUAUGACUGUGCUUGAUGGAAUUUAUUAUCAGGAUGAAGCGAAAAUCAAAAGAAGAUUCAAAAAGUCAAUCAAAAAUGUGUGCAGUACCAAAACAUUGAAAAGAAAGUUGCCAAUUAUACAAUGGCUCCCAACAUACAGCUUCGCUAUCUUAAUACAAGACUUUAUAGCAGGAAUAACUGUGGGCUUAACGGCUAUCCCUCAAGGUAUUGCGUACGCUAUCAUCGCCGGUCUGUCUCCCGAAUAUGGUUUAUAUGCUGGAAUUAUGGGUGGAUUAGUGUAUGUGUUCUUCGGUAGCUGUAAAGAUGUAACAGUAGGGCCAACAGCGAUUAUGGCAGCAAUGGUUGGCAAAUACGUAAGAGGUUACUCAGCCGAAUUUGCUGUACUGGCGGCGUUUCUGGCUGGCAUAGUGGAGUUAUUAAUGGGAGUUUUUAAUUUUGGAUUUCUGGUCGAAUUUAUAUCCGCACCAGUGAUCAGUGGUUUUACUACGGCGGCUGCGCUGCAGAUAGCAUCAUCACAGUUGAAAGCACUUUUCGGUCUUGAAGGCUCAUCAGGGACGUUUUUUGCUGAAUCCGCUGUGAGUUUUGUCAAGAAUAUAACGACUGCAACGCUUUGGGAUCCCAUUCUUGGCUUUGGAACGAUACUUGUAUUGUUGAUUCUAGAACGUGUUGGUCAUGGAUGUUCUUUGUCUGGUGGCACUUCACAAAAAAUCAGAUGGUAUAUAUCUCUUAGUAGAAACGCUGUUGUGGUAAUUAUUGGAAUGUUAGCAGCAUUUCUAAUCAAGCAAAUACUAGAUGACGAACCUGUGAUAUUAAUUGGUGAUAUAACUGGGGGACUACCUGUGCCCAAACUUCCACCUUUCAGUGCUGUAGUUGGUAAUGAAACUUAUAAUUUCUAUGAUAUGCUCAGCUCAUUUGGACCACAAUCAUUAGUUUUACCACUAGUAGCUAUUUUAGAGGCAGUAGCCAUAGCGAAAGCGUUCUCUGGAGGAUUACAAGUUGAUGCUAAUCAAGAAAUGAUCGCACUUGGAUUAUGUAAUAUUGCGUCAUCGUUUGUAAGUAGCAUGCCUACUACAGGUUCUUUUACAAAGACCGCAUUGAACCACGCAUCAGGUGUGCAGACUCCUGCAGGAGGCAUUUUCAACUGUUUGUUAAUUAUUUUGUCAUUAACAACAUUAACUUCUACUUUCUAUUAUAUACCUAAAGCAUCGUUAGCGGGACUCAUUAUAACAGCAAUGUUGUCUAUGAUAGACUAUAAAAUGUUCGGGAGAUUAUGGACUCACAGUAAGCGUGAGUUAUGCAUUUUAAUUGCAACUGUAAUCAUAUGUUUAGGUGUAGGACUAGAAUAUGGUAUAAUGACAGGAGUAUGUUUCGAUGCCGCAAUAAUUUUAUAUGGUAAAGCCCGACCCACCCUUGACUUUUACACUCUGAAAGCAUCAAAAGCUGAUUUGAUCGUAGUUCCACUAAACUAUAAUUUCUCUUAUUGCGCUGCAGAACAUGUUAGAAAUAUACUUCUUAAGGCAGCUCUGAACGCGUCACAAGACUGCUUCAUAGUUAUUGACGGCACAAAUCUUAUUAAUCUUGAUACAACAGUGGCAUCGAAUCUUAUGUCUGUUUCACAAAAUAUAGACAAGCGAGCAUGCCCAGUUCUGUUCUUGAACUUCGACGAUCGACUUAAAAAAAUGUGUAUCGCAAUAAAGCCGCUAUUUGCAGAAAAGUUUAUAUCUACUGUAACAAUAUCUGACGUUGUCGAUGUAUAUUUAAAAAAUAUGUGAGUAGUUAUUUAUAGUAAUUUUAAGUUUUAAUUAAAUGAUCUGUGAGACGGAAAUUGAAGAUACGAUAGCUCAUGAAUGCCAAGAACUAGGUUUUUAUUGUAUUAUAUAGCUUACAUUAAACGUUAUAGUUAUUUUUAUAUUGUUAUAAAUUUAAUUUAAUUUAGUAAUAAAUGGAACCAACAAAU